GAGAAAACGUCAUUUAAUGGCGACAUGGAAACAAAACGAAAGAUUAUCAUAUGAGCUCUCUAAGUAAUUUUGUGAAAAUCUUAUUUAUAACAACAAAUAUUCAAUAAAACUUAAGUGAAAAUUGUGUUGCAUAUGCAGUGAACGAUUUGACAUUGCCAGUGAGCGAAUAAACUCGGCAAUUUUGUUCAAUUGAAGUGUCUCAAGUGUUUUGAUAAUGAAUAUACGACGAUAAUAGAAAAUCCAAAGGAAAAGAGAAAGCAUCGAUUGUUACAAGUUCUUAUUGGCUAAUUGACGUAAAUGAAUCGUGUCUCGUUUGGUAUCAUUCGAAAAUAGUUUUGAUGAAAAGUUUUGGGAAAAAUUGAAUGAGAAAAAUCCAAUGGGAGAUAAAUGCAGUGAAAGUGUUCAGAAAUUUCAAAGUGAAACUGCAGCGACAAAUCGAUUCGCUGACUAUUUCGUUAUAUGUGGCUUAGAUCUAAAUGAAGGACUGGAACCAGAUCGAUUUGCUGGUGACAGUCUACAUUGUUCACCACUAGACAGAGCAUACAAAAGUAAACCGUUAGCUCACUAUCCCGAAAAUGUUGAAUGGAAUCCGUUUGACGCACACGGCAUCUGUAUGCUAUCGCUUCCUCAGGGAUUGCGUUUCCGUACACAAAAGCACUGUAUAGAACCGAAGUUUCACUCGUUCGCCACCACACGCGAGGAUGGAAAACGAUGUCAUGGAUUCAGUUUAAUUUUCUACGAAGAAGUACGAAACCGAAACAUUUGUAAUGCGAUGCACACGUUACAGUCCAUGUUCAUCACUGAAUUAUCGAGUGGCCAAGGUUCGCCGGGAAUUCGACGUGUCAAAGAAAGCCCAGUCAGUAGAUCCCUUCCACGACAUUUUAAGCUAGCUACUCAUACUCCUGCAUCGGCGUUGAGUUACUAUGACAUAACAAAAGAUAAACUGUAUGUUGCCAAGAGUCUAUCGUUGGUGUGUCAAGUAGCCUACGCACAUGUGGCCGAGAUUUUUUUAAACAAUCUGUACAAAUGUCUUCCACGACAACCUGGACCUAGUCUAAGUUUAGAGAGUUACGUUUAUAAUAUUUUAUACGAGGUGUUGAUUCCACAACCAGGACGAUCAACGCGAAUAUACCUGCCACCUGAAGAGCCAAGUUUGCCGCCUAUACAAACCAUACUGCAGAGACCAAGUCUUAGUGACGAAUUACCGUUAAUGGAUUUUCCAUUGCGACUUUUAUUUUCCUACUUGGGUGUUGAAUGUGUUAUCCAACUGUUUUCUUGUGUUUUGCUGGAACAUCAAGUUCUACUUCGAUCAAACGAUUAUCAGAAACUGAUGGUUGUUGGCGAAUGCAUUACGGCAUUACUUUUCCCAUUUUCCUGGCCACACGUUUAUGCGCCAAUUUUGCCGGCAGCUCUCCAUCACUUCCUGGACGCUCCUGUUCCGUUUGUAAUGGGACUUCAUUCCGAUUCCUCUGAUUCGAAUUUAAAGAUUGGCAAUGAAGCAACACUGUGCUACGUUGACAUAGACAAGAAAAUGAUACAACUACCUGAAGAGCUGCCCGAUUUUCCGUACCGAAGUGAUUUUAUGGUGGAAAUAACUGCUAUGCUCGAUAAAUUCAACGUUGUACGCGACAAGUCCCAUGAGCCAACAAUCAUUAGUCCGAAGGGCUACAUUCAUCGACCCGAAUCGGAUGUAAUGACAUCCAGUUGCACACUACCAUCCGGUCUUCAAGUCAGACGGAAACAUUCGCUUCACGAUGUCCUCGAUUGGGAUAGACCAAAAUCACCGGACCAGCAACAACAAAUGUACACGUCGUAUGGACCGGGCCGUAGUGAAGCACUCCAGCUCAUUGUCGAUAUUGUGCGACGAUCCGGUGUUACACUGGAUGAGGUGGACUGUAGCAGAGAGGUUAUGCCAACGGCUCGUAAAGGCCCAUUUACACCUCACGAACAAUACUGUGAAGAUCUGAGAUUAAACAAUUCGAUUCGCGAGAUAUUUCUGAAUCGAUUCGUUCAAAUGUUUGCUGCGUACGAAAAUUUUGUUAUUUUGCCAAAUCAGGACAAGGAGGAAUGGUUUUCGAAUCGUGAAUCUCUGCAGAACUUUGACAAGGCCUCGUUCUUGUCCGACCAGCAGCAACACCAUCGACCGUUUUUGUGUCGAUUUCUGGAGAGCCAAAUGUUUGCCACACUAAUUGAUAAUAAAAUUAUGGCUGUUUGGGAUGACGAAAUGGAUGCAAGUCUGAAGUUAUUCGACAAUCGAAUAAAAAUACUCAAAAAACGUCACGGAGGUGAAAGCGUGAUUCGGACGGCCGUCUACGAACCAUGCAUUGUGACUCGUGAAACGCAACGUUUGCUGGAGAAGAGAUUGAAUAGCGUUGACAUGGAAGUUUCACCACCUAGCGAAAUUCUACCGAAUCGUCCGGCCUAUUUCCGAAGUUUUCCAAUUUUAGAUAAAUCAGUUUUGAACCAGGAAAACGCGUCUAGAGGGAAUAGUUUGCGAAGAGUUAAGAACGGUUCGAACAAAUGGCGUGCCAAAGAAAUAUCGAUCGAUGGAAAACCACCAGCAUUCAGUUCGGCUGCAGCAGCCGCUGCGUCGAAUCGCGGCUCAGCCAAUCUCUCUAAUACCGAUAUGAGUCCGGCGCUUAUCGAUCAACAGAUAGCAAAUUGGACGUUUGUCGAAAAGCUUCUCAAAGAUUGUAAGAGCAAAACAAAACGAAUGCUCCUCGAAAAAAUGGGCCAUGAAGCCAUUGGUCUAAGUGGUGAAAUAACCGUCGUUGGUGUAGAGGAAACGACACUCAUUUGCAGUUUGUGUGAUUUAUUGGAAAAAAUAUGGUCGCAUGGUCUACAGAACAAACAAGGAAAGUCCGCAUUGUGGUCACAUUUGCAAUCGUAUUUCGAGAUACAAGAGUGCAAUACUCCGUCCAACGGUAUCGACACCAAAUACUUGACACCAGCCCUCGCCUGGUCCGUUAUGAGGAAAAGAAUGGAUUAUCUGUCAUCCCUGGCUAUCGAACCAGAGCCGCCAACUAGUCCCACAAAUACGCGUGGUCGGUCCAAGUCACGUGAUCGCAAAAGUCUCGGACCGGAACAAUUACGCCCCCUACCUGAAUCCCUCGAAUUCGACAUCAAGAACAUUUUAUCGAUGACUGAUGUGAAAACUCACGUCGGAUAUGCUCGAGCGUGGGUGAGACUGGCAUUGGAAAAGAAGCUGCUGUCCAGGCAUUUCAGAACGUUACUAUCAGACGCGUCACUGUUACGCUCGUUGUAUAAACGGUCAGCAUUCUUGCGUUGUGAAGAAGAAAAGGAACAAUUUUUGUAUCAUUUACUGGCGCUGAAUGCUGUCGAUUAUUUUUGUUUUACGAACACCUAUCCAACAACAAAACUACCGUAUCGUGUGGUCAUAUUUCCAUCAAAAAAGUUCGGUGCUGCCACAACAUCAGCAAACGUUUGGGUGGCGAUCAGUGGUAACAUGGGCGAGACUCAACAAGUGAAAACACCUCGGGGAACUUUAGAAUUUGUUUUUCAUCAUAAGAAUCUCGGAAUUCUAACCACAUUAAGAAUAGGACAUGACAAUUCUGGGCCGUCGGCAAAAUGGAUGGUUGAGCAUGUAGUAGUUAGGAACGAAGUAACGGGUCACACUUACAAAUUUCCUUGCGGAAGAUGGCUUGGACUGGGUGUUGAUGAUGGUUCCACCGAAAGACUUUUAGUGGGCCAAUUAGUUCCUCGAACCGUUGACAGCGAAGACCUGGUAGAAGCAUGCCGAACGCCACCUCGAGCUCGUAGUCCAAGUAUACAUCGGAUGGAAAUACGACCAUCGGACAUACAACAUAUGUUGGGAGACUGUGUCAAUGCUAUUGUUAAAUGGCACUACCGCCCGAGUCGUGAAAGAGACACCGGUUCACUGACCAAUUUAUUAUGUGGCGAAGAUGGACUUGUAAAGUGUAUGGAAAGCGCGUUCCUGUGUGGCUUCAAAUCACAACGAUUGUUCGGUCGAAAUUUGUACAUUUGGGAUUAUUUCGUCAAAGUAAAGGAGUGCUUUGAAGCACAGCUGAUCGAAGAGACGGUUGAAAUUGUUGGACGUGGAUCGGCAUCGAAUUCCAGCCCAGAAUACGCGAAUUCGCCGAAUGCAACGACACUGCAAGGGCGGCAAGAAAUCGCCGCUAUAUGGAGAUGUUAUGUACAUUUGAUGGAUGAAAUCAACAAUGUAACGCACACACUAGGAAAGGAUGGAAAGUUUCAACUGUUCAUUUGUUUGAGCUUGCGGGAACACCUCCUGCACAGAAUGUUAGCUCCGAUGGCAGCUACACGCAUCACUCAGGAAAUGUACGAGGAACAAAGUUUCAUGCGAAAGAGAGGUUUGCUGACAUUCCUACGACAGAUCAUCGAGCCGUUGGACGAAUUCCACAUUGUACUGGAAAAUUCAAUUACUCAAGGGAUUCCAUCUCAGUGUUAAUUUUUUAAAUUAGAAAAUAAUUUCAUUUUGUUCGGUAAAUUAUAUUUAAGCAAUUUCAGACUGUGAAUACUUGAAAAUUUAUUUCGAUAAAAUACCCUGUCGAUAUUUCUAUUGAACUGUAUCGUGACAAAACCAAAGACAAAGACAAAAUUCUCAUUUUUAACCUAAAUUCUCACUCAAUUUUUUUUAUUUGGAAUUUUAUUUUGUUUCGUUGAUUCUAUUAAUUUUUCUUGUUCAGUUUUUCCUAUUUCUAGACAUAGAUAUUUGUAGCACUUAAGCUCCCGUAUAUUUUAAUAAAACAUAAACUUAUCUAGUCAAAGAGAGAGAUAGAAACAACAAAAAAUUAUAAGAAAAAAAACUCUACAAAAAAGGAAUAAAAAGUUAAUUUAAGACCGUUA
Bradysia coprophila is the source of this 4848-nucleotide messenger RNA. It is a transcript of the gene pns, whose product is annotated as DENN domain containing pinstripe. The record is from RefSeq and is a predicted model, not a curated record. Lineage: Eukaryota; Metazoa; Arthropoda; Insecta; Diptera; Sciaridae. Gene Ontology annotation, molecular function: guanyl-nucleotide exchange factor activity; small GTPase binding.